Trichoderma asperellum CBS 433.97 is the source of this 1973-nucleotide messenger RNA. RefSeq lists its product as uncharacterized. Gene Ontology annotation, cellular component: Cul4-RING E3 ubiquitin ligase complex. Lineage: Eukaryota; Fungi; Ascomycota; Sordariomycetes; Hypocreales; Hypocreaceae. Gene Ontology annotation, molecular function: protein binding. The record is from RefSeq and is a predicted model, not a curated record.
CUUUCUUCAAAAGAUCGACAAGAGUUUUCACUUGCAUCCUCAAAAUUCUGAUUAUAUGAACACAAAUGGUGUGAGUUGCUGUGCUAGCUGUUUUUGAAGAUUGAAGAUCUUUCAUUUCCGCUCCGUAAAUUCUUCGACGCAAAUACUGGACGAAGUUGUCUUUGAGACUAUGAGUGCUAGCGCUCCUGUAGAGAUACCGGGCUACUACUAUGAUUCGGAGAAGAAGAAAUAUUUUAAAAUUGAAAAAUCCCAGACUGCGCCCUCGUCCGCUCAGUGGUCCUCUGAAUCUGUCAAGCGGCGCAAAGUUGAAGUCCGAGUUGCCCAGGAAGCAUCCAAUAGGGCGCGACUGAUCAAGAACCAUAUCAAGCGCAGUGUCUUGAGACAUGAUAUUGUCAACUCGGGGCUGUUUGCCCGUGAGACGGGGCAUCAGAGGAACGCUGAGUCUGGAAGGGGACGAGCUGAAGACGGAGACGUUGCGGCGGCGAUGUGGGCUCGAGAGCUGACUGACAAGGGCCAGAUUGCUUUUGCACCGAGCAUGACUUGGAAUACGUAUCCGCAUAUGCCCUGCUUCUAUGUAAGCGGAGAGGACAGCGGAACCGAGUCGGCUGUCGCAUAUGCCACUCUUGAUGAGGAGAUGUUGGUCGGAAAAUAUGUCGAUACCGAUAUAAAUGAAAAGCUGAUAAAUAUACCAGCUGGUCAGCGAGAUCCGUCAAGGUUGCACCAAGAGAUGAUUCACUGCCCGCAGAUGUCUUCCAUCAAAUACCACCAACCAUCUCACAAACUUCUACUGACCUCGCGAGAACCCGGUCAUGGCCUUGCUUUGAUCGUUUUCUCUCCUCCGGUUGAUACUGACCAUAAUGGUGCACGGCACUGGCUUCUUGGUGGGACUGAUGGCUAUCGUAAACUUCUAUUCCGACCUUCCAGCAACCCGCAUUGGUAUGUGCAUCAGAGCACACCUGCGCCAGCAUCAUCCAACCUCCUUUGCGUUGUGGGUACUAGCAACGGCAUCCUGCGGGUUCGUUCUGAUGAAACGCUCGGUUGGAUCUCUACCAAUGACGUUCCUCCUAGCAUCGACUCUACGACAAAGGUUGAUACUGGCCGCAGGAAGCGGCCGGGCAGGCGGGCAAGGGCGCGCUAUGGCCCCUGGCACCCCCAGGAGAUCUUCUCUCAAGAUUUUCAAAUCGGCAAUCACAACGUGCUGUUUGCGGGUGGUCGCCAGCCUCGGCUCUGGAUCUCGGACCUCAGAUCGCCGGCAGCCGAAUGGAGCUUCGUUAAGCACGGGUCGUCCAUUGCUCACGUCCGCAGCAUCAAUCCGCACCAAGUUGUCGUUGCAGGCCUGCAGAAUCACAUGUCAAUAUACGAUACGCGCUUCUUCCAAUCUGACAAAACUAAUCCCAAUGGACUGACUAUUUCCUCCCCCAUGCUUGACUUUCCCGACUAUCGCAACGAAGCACAUUACCAUAUCGGCUGGGAUAUAUCCACAGAGCUCAAUCUCGUGGCGUCGGCGCAAGAUAACGGUACGGUCAAGCUCUUCUCCCUAAGGUCCGGUCGUGUCUUGCGCUCUGGCAGCGCCCUGGAGAGCCUUCGCGCCCAGAACCCGAUAAAGGCGAUGAUGUUUCAGACACUGCCUGGGGAGAAGAUGCCGAGCUUGUAUGUGGCCAGGGGACCUCUUCUGAGGAAGUUUGGAUGUGCGCCGGUUGGUAACUUUGAUGAAUAACGAUUUGGUAAUGAAUCUUUCUUUUCUCUCUCUUUUCUGUCGGAUUGUUGUAAGGAAUAUAUUUGACUUGUUUAUUUUGGCGAACUGGCUGAUUGUUGUUACGGAUGUCUGGACUUGUUGCUGGCUUUUAAGACUAGCCAUUUAUUUUCACGGAUUACUUGUAUUAUCAACUGUUAAAUUAUUCGAUGUAUAGAUGGGGUCUUUUGCCGGAACUGAUGUAUUAUGAGACCCAAGUCGACAAAUAUAGAGACCAUCC